This is a messenger RNA of Ambispora leptoticha, 542 nucleotides long. The record is from the annotation of a GenBank genome assembly. Lineage: Eukaryota; Fungi; Glomeromycota; Glomeromycetes; Archaeosporales; Ambisporaceae.
AAUCUCCAAUUGUACAACAAGAAUCUCAAAUUAUACAUCAAGAAUCUCAAGUUAUGCAACAAGUUAUGCAACAAGAAUCUCCAGUUAUACAAGAUUUUCAAAUUACACAACAACACGAAGUUCAAGUCACACAAGAUAAAGAAUUUCAAAAUACACAAGUCACACAAGAUAAUUCUUCGAUCAUGCAAGAAUUUAAUACUACUAUUACACAAGUUAAAUCGCAAGUUUCACGUCAAAAUAUUCAUAAAAAAAAACCAAAACUUACAUACAAAGAAGUUCAAGCAAAGCUGAACAAGCCAUUCCGAAUUCCAUUUAAAGAUAUUCAAGAUCAAACCCAAUUUAUUGAAACGGCAAAUAAUACUCAACAAAUUGAAUCAACCAAAGAUACUCAACAAAUUAAAAUGACAAAAGAUACCCAACAAAUUGAAAUGACAAAAGAUACCCAACAUAUUAAAACAACAAAAGAUACACAAUGUAUUGAGAAUAUUGAAACGACAAAAGAUGGGACUACCAAUAUUUUCAAGUUUCAUAAUUCCGGAGAU